UGCUCUAGCGAUUAAACGAACUUCGAAAUUUCUCUUAGACUCGGCACUUAGCAAUAGUUUGUUUUCCAACGCCUUUCUUUAUUGAUUUACUGCAUUUCAAGGUAGUUUUCUGGUUUUGUCUAUACACACGAAGAAGCAAUCCAAGUUACUUUGAAAAAGUCUUAUAAGUUGUAACGUGAAUUAAAAUGACUGACAAUACCAGAAGAACUCUGCACGACCAGUUUUCGAAGUCAGAUGCUUAUCGGAGUCCAAAUCGCAUCCUUCAAACUAAAUAUGCAGAGUCUUUCAGUCAUUUUAUGGAACAAGUGCAAUACCAUACUCCCAUGAAAGCAGAACCAAAUAAAGAAAACAUUGGUGCAAGUCCAAUGCAGUGGAACUCGCCUUCUAUGACCCCUCCUCCCUCUUUUACAUCCAUCAAGACACCAAUCAAGAAUAAUCCUAAAAACCCUUUUGAUGCAAACUUGACUGAGCACCUUCACCUAGAAACAUUCUCACCGUCUGUCUUUUCACGUGUCUUAAGUCCAUCUGAAGACCAAGAUUCUAAUUGGCGAAUUGAGCAUGUUGCUCUACUUAACCCAACCGAUUUCUCCCCAAAUUUCAACCAUCAUUUGACAGACCCAACAACUGAAGCUGAAGCUCAAGAGAAAAUUUUGCAAUUCUUUAGUCAAAAACAAAUUGCUCCUUCUCCAUGGAGUCAUCCUCGUACCAGAGUUCUUGCUAGAUCUAAAAGCAAAACGCCUGGAGAAGUUUCACCAUCCCAAGCUACUUGCAAAAAUGUAUGGACUCAAACUAGCUUGUCAUUUCCUCCAGUCCUACCACUAGAAGUUGAAGAAAUACUCAGUCAGUACAUGAAUGAUCCCCAGGACCAUACUGCUGCUCAGUCAUCAACCUCAUCUAACAGUGAAUGCGACGAUUCCAGUCUCAACGCUUCCAGCCUUCGGCGAAAGCUCUUUUCUCAGAUGAAUACCACACCACAGCCUGAAGAUGCAGUAACAUAUGUAAGGAGUCGCGAGCAGUCUUCCAGUCCGAUUUUAACUACUGGUCCUCAUAGCUCACGCUUUUCUUUCAGUCCUUCAUCUCAUCCGGUUUCGCCGCCUAUUCUAUCACCUAUAAGUGCGCAUCUCGAAGAAAGUGCUGCUAUGGAUGAAGCGACAAGCCAGAACUGGGGAAGCACUGAUUUACGGCCAUCUAGUUUUCCUGACAGAACAGUUCUAAUGGAAACGUAUGAAGCUGGCUACUUUGGUGGUUCUCCAAACGUUAUCAAACCUAGGGAUACGAAUUUCGUUGAUGAAAUCAAACCCGAGACGAUGCAUUUUGGUGCUGACAAAGUGGGUCAACCAAAGGAAUGUUCCACACCCACAAAAAUCCUCUUUUAAUAAUUUUUUUUUCAACAGCCUGAUACACAAAUUGUAUGUCUAAUAUUUCAACUAAGUGUGAUUCUUUUAUUAACAUGAUUUUUAGAAUUUGUGCCAAAUCAGUUACAUAUGUGAUUUAGGUAAUAAAAUGAUGAAAUUUAAUAAACUGCUCAGGAAUCUUACUAAAAAA
Molecule: messenger RNA, 1545 nt
Organism: Daphnia carinata
Lineage: Eukaryota; Metazoa; Arthropoda; Branchiopoda; Diplostraca; Daphniidae
Gene: bora
Product: protein aurora borealis-like
Exons: 5
Coding region: 186-1376 (396 amino acids)
Biological process (GO): regulation of mitotic nuclear division; regulation of mitotic spindle organization; activation of protein kinase activity
Cellular component (GO): nucleus; cytoplasm
Molecular function (GO): protein kinase binding
Source: RefSeq, a predicted model, not a curated record